AUGGCUACUUUACUUCGUUAUACAAGUUAUCGACAAGCGACGGCAUUUCACAAGGUUUGGUCCUCGCGAAUCUCUCAGUUAGCACGAGUGUCCGCAUUUCAUACGUCGAAAAAAAAUCACAAUGCCACAGCAGUACCUCUCAAAUUCGAAUUUCCUCCGUCACUGGAGUCAAAAUUGCAGCCUGACGUAAAUCCUAUACAAACAAAAACAAAAAGUUCGAAUCCUCCGUUAAGUUUUCCAUGUAUCGAUCAAUAUGAUGUACGUACUAGGUCGUUGGACGGCGGUCCAGAACCGGCUUACGAAAAAAUUGUAACUGGAUAUUCAAUUUAUCAUCACGAAAAUCCAUUUCUAUGUGAUCAUGGUGGCGUUUUGCCAAAAUUUGAUGUAGCAUACGAAACCUGGGGUGAAUUGAAUGAAAAUAAGGAUAACGCGAUUUUAAUUCAAACUGGCUUAUCUGGAAGUAGUCACGCUAAAAGUCAUGAAAAAAAUGUUAAUCCAGGAUGGUGGGAACGAUUCAUUGGUCCUGGUCUCUCUAUUGACACGAACAAAUUUUUUGUUAUUUGUACCAAUGUGAUUGGAGGUUGUUAUGGAUCAACUGGUCCUUCCUCAAUUGAUCCAUCAGAUGGCGAACGAUAUGCAACUAGAUUUCCUAUUAUAACAAUAUUUGAUAUGGUUAGGGCACAGUUUUUACUAUUAGAUCAUUUAGGAAUAAAUAAACUGCAUGCUACUGUAGGAAGCAGCAUGGUUAGCAUAUCUGGAUGUGCGAGAUCACAUCCAUAUUCUAUUGCAAUUAGACAUACACAACGACAAGUAUUGAUGUCAGAUCCUAAUUGGAACAAAGGAUUUUAUUAUAAAUCUAUACCGCCACAUAUAGGAAUGAAGUUGGCUCGUGAAAUUGCCACGAUUAGCUACCGAUCAGGACCUGAAUGGGAACAGCGGUUUGGUAGAAAACGUGAGCGGGAAGAUCAACCGCCUGCUCUUUGUCCUGAUUUUUUGAUAGAAACUUACCUUGAUUAUCAGGGUGAGCGCUUCUGCCUGCAAUACGAUCCAAAUUCACUUCUUUAUAUAUCCAAAGCAAUGGACCUUUUUGAUAUGUCCUCUUCAUCAUUGGAAGCUCUCAAUAGACAACGAGAGAUUAAUAUAGAGAAAAUACAAACUCACGGAUUUAUUCCUGAAUCAUCAUGCUACGCUAAUGCAAAUACUUCACAAGAAAUACCUGUUCCACAACCUGCAUCAUCGUCAACCUCAUCUUCAAAAAAAAAACACAUUUCUUCUUUGUCAUUAACAAAUAGUGAUAAUCUCGAUGAUCUUGUUCAAGGACUUUCUAAAAUUCAAAUACCAACAUUAGUUUUAGGUGUUCAAUCUGAUAUCCUGUUUGCUCAUUGGCAGCAAAGAGAAAUUGCUGAUUGUUUAAGAAGAGGUGGAAAUAAAGAUGUCACUUAUUAUGAGCUGGAUUCUAUGUAUGGACAUGAUACAUUUUUGAUAGAUUUGACUAACGUUGGUGGUGCGAUCAAAGGACAUUUGGAACUCGGUGGUUUUUGUUGA
This is a messenger RNA of Racocetra persica, 1545 nucleotides long. Lineage: Eukaryota; Fungi; Glomeromycota; Glomeromycetes; Diversisporales; Gigasporaceae. The record is from the annotation of a GenBank genome assembly.